AUGAUUGAAUCAACUUUCGACAUCAACAGCUAUUUAAACGUCGAUGCAUUCGAAGAUCUCAAUGACAUGGAUAUGGUCAUGCAUGAGUUAACGGCUUGCGAGGAAGAGCCGGUAAAAUUUGAAGUAGACACAAAAGAGAACCCAAGUGUUUUUGUGGCAGAUAUAUCCCAAAAGAUCGAAUGGUCAGAUAAUGACAUGGGAUUGCUUCUAACAGAAGCUGUUCGGGAGGAAAAUGAAGCCCAAGAUUCAGCUGCCCGCAGAGCUGAAACCCAGAUCCAGCCUGAACGUAAAUCUGAGAAUCAGAUCUCCACUCCUGUCCGCAUGCAAGAACCAGUCCAAUUUCCCAUUCAAACCCAGUUUCAAAUCCAGUCCCCGGUAAACCAAAAAGUCCAGACGUCAGGUCCCAUUCCAGUUCCCUCCAAAAUCUCUUUCCAGGUUCUGGAAAACAAUCACACAACACCUCAGUUCAGUGAACCACGUAGAAGUAGAGAAUCAUCGAUAGAACACCUGGGGACCACACCAGGGGGAAACUCAAUGUUCUCUUUAGAUGGAAAUACCUCUUCACAAGAUCUUGACUUUUUUGAAUCAAGUCCUCAGGAUGUUCACAGGCAAUUUAUGUUAAAUUCGGAAGAAGAAGUUGGCCCUUACAACCAUGCAAUUCAAGACCCACCAUGGGAGACAACGACCAACCAAACUUUCAACUUCUGCUCCUUUAACUCUGUUCAAUUUGAUCCAAAUUGUCAAUCAGAGACAAUUGCGGAAGGUUAUGAAGCUGACGGUCACUUUAACUCCCAGGGUGGAAGUCUUGUUGAGGCAAUUGAUGUCAUGAGUGUUGAUGGCCCGGUACCUGUCCAAGUAGGAGGAGCACAGGUUGUGGCUCAAGACACGGCUUUCUGCAGUUCUGAAUACGUUCAGAAUAUGUUGAAGAAAAUGGUGAUCUCCACCAAAACUUCUUCUUCCGAAUCAGGUUGUGACGCAGGUGAAGAGAUAAAUCCACAAGAGUCCAAGGUAAUUGUAGAAGAGAUAUUUCCCUCUCAGGAAGAACAGAUGGGAUUUUCAAGCUUCAGCUCUCAACCAGGACAAGAACUAGAAACUCACACCGCAAACGGCGGUGAAUCUCUUCGCACGCAGAGUCGUCAUAGAAGAUCUCUCUCAGCUAAUUACAGCUAUUUCCAAGCACAGGAUCGCAAGCAGGUAGUUCCGUUGGAGUACUUCCGAAUACCAAAUAGAAUCAAGGCAGAGAGUUUUCCUCCCAUCAGGGAUGGCUAUUAUUACAUUUCCAACUCCAAGGCCCAUGAUCCUUACCAGCCUUUGGUGUUGAGAUUCAGGGAGGAUGACCGAUCAAAUGUAGAAGGAUUGUGCCCUUAUUGCACUGUAAAUGUGAUAGACAUUAGAUCAUAUGACGAGGUUUUCUUUAACAUCAAAAAGUCAAGCUAUGUCCACCAUUUGGGAAAGAAUCACGGGGUGCUAUCUGAUGGAACCAGAAUUCCAGAUCCCUUCCUUCUCAUUGAUGAUUUCGUUUUCCAUGAGAAGAAAAGAGGAAAACAGGUUUCUGGAGUAGCUGAAGAACGCACGGUGCAUCACAUGGCAGCUGUCUGUCCUCAUCUUGACUGUAUGAAUAUGAGCUCUAUGACAUUUCAUGCCAUGCCUGAUUACAAUCCCAGUAAGGGCUGGUUUAAUAGGCUUUUAGCUUAUACUCGUCAUUACUAUGAGUGCCACAAGAAGCGUAACUUGGAAAGAUUCAUCGUGGAGCCCAAUGACGAAAAUAAGAGAUUGUUCACACAAAAAAUGAAAGGACAGCUGAUGAACUACGAAUGGAAGACAAUUCUGUGA
Komagataella phaffii GS115 is the source of this 1833-nucleotide messenger RNA. RefSeq lists its product as hypothetical. The record is from RefSeq and is a predicted model, not a curated record. The transcript has a single exon. Lineage: Eukaryota; Fungi; Ascomycota; Pichiomycetes; Pichiales; Pichiaceae. Bases 1 to 1833 code for a protein of 610 amino acids.